GCAGCCAUAAUUGCAGCACUAGCAGCAGCAACCUGCAACCACUUUGCAGCCACAUCAGCGCGAAAUGCAGCAGCAGCAACAACCGUCCAUCGACCAGCUGCCCGAGCCCACAGCUUCGACCAGCAAUUCGGCAGCAACUAAGCCGACAACAUCAGCAACAACGACAACAUCUGGCAACAACUUCCACCAGCAACUGCAAGCAACAACGGCAGCCACCAUGCAACGCCUGCGUACAACCUUCACGCGUUCUCGCACUCCCACAGGUGCCGAAAUGAAGAUGCAGAACAGUCUGGAGGUGCCCAAGCAGGUAAAAAAGGUGCGCUCAGCCUCCUUCGACGAGAUGCAACUGGAGUCGCAGCGUGCCUCCUCUAGUCUGCUCAAGCAGCAGUCCUCAUCCUCGGCCUCGGCAGACGAACGCUCCUCGGAGGCUGGCUUCUUGCAGGUUCCAUUGGCGGCCCAUCAGCAAAGAUCCCAUAGCUUCGACUCGGCAACUGUCUCGGCGGGCAGCGAUGACUCGGGCACGUUUUUGGAGGUGCCCAGCCGGAUAAAGGUUCGGCGCAGUUCGUCCACCAAGACGCCGCCGCCUUGCAUCCAUUGUCACUAUCUGGAAGAGUAUGAGCGUCGGAUGACCGCCGAGCAGCGUUACUUCAUCGAUCAUCGCGAGCUGACGGCCUUGAGCUACAGCUAUACCAGUUCGGAGGCGAGCGAGGAUGAGGACGAAGUGGAGGGCAACAACGCGGAGGAAGAGGAGGAGGGCAGUGCUGCCAUAGAGGAUGCCGAGGAGGAAACCACUGAGGCGGCCACCGAGGAGGCGGAUGAAGAUCCCCGCACCGAGGUCGAGUCCGAGCACGAUCACGAUCCGGAUGAUGACGCUGCAUUAGAGAUGGACAUCCGCAUUGGCAACAUAAGCCAAGGCAGCAGCAUCGAGGAGUCGCGCGCCCGCCUACCGCGACAAAUGCGACGCCACACCAUCGGCAGCAGCUCGGUCACCUCGGCCUCCGAGGAUGAGGGCUUGGAGGGUUCGGACAAUGGGUCGCCGCAUUUCGGCAACACCUUGUUGCCACCGCAGCCGGCAACACCUUGUGGCAUAACCUUCACGCUGAGUCCAACCAAUGGGGAUUAUCCAUCACCGCCGCAUCUCCCCUUGGAUCCCGGUUCGCCGCCCAUUUCGCCGUGCUCCUCCAAUUCAGGAAGACUACCAGCAUUGACCCCGACAAUUUCCACGCCCUGCUCCUCUGCGGAUGCCGAUGAUGCUGGUGCAGCUAUGGGCUUGCCAGUCCGAGCCAGACGUCGCUCGAUUUCGCGACAGGAGGCAAUAUUCGUGGAGCCCACUGGCAACUCACUGGAGAACGUUUCCCAUGAGGAGGUGGAUAACAGCAACACCAAGUCAUCGGUGGACACGGCUGAUUCACUCGACGAGGCCUCGACCAUGGCCACAUGUGGCUCACCCGGAGCCGCCGGUGGCAGCGGUGCCUCCUCCUCCAGUCAUCACAACGCUUUUGUGGUGCGGGAUAUUUACUUAAUGGUGCCGGACUUGAAGCGAGAUCGCGCCGCCUCCGUGGAUUCGUGUUUCUCGAAGCUCUCGUCGAACGUCAAAACGGAGGAGCUGCAACCAAGUGCCGAUGGCUGCUUCCUCACCGUGCCGAAUAUAAACGCAACUCGAUCGCGAUCCGUGGACAUCGUGCUGCCAACUGACGAGCAGGCCAGAUACAAGGCUUUGUCCAUGACCGGAUCCACUGUCACCUACGCAGACGGGCGUACCGCUUCGGCCAGCAACUCCCGGAGACCCAUACGGAUUGUGCCCGAUUGGACGGAGAACGCCGUGCAGGGCGAGCACUACUGGAAGCCCACCUCCGCCUCCGGCGAUCUGUGCUGCCUGAAUGAGGAGUGCAUUAAAAGCGGACAGCGGAUGAAGUGCUCCGCCUGCCAACUGGUUGCGCACCACAACUGCAUUCCGUUCGUCAACGAGAAGAGCACCCUGGCCUGCAAGCCCACCUACCGGGAUGUGGGCAUCCGGCAGUACCGGGAGCAGACCACCACCCACCACCACUGGGUGCACCGCAAGCUGGAGAAGGGCAAGUGCAAGCAGUGCGGCAAGUUCUUUCCUAUGAAGCAGGCGGUGCAAAGCAAGCUUUUUGGGUCGAAGGAGAUUGUGGCUUUGGCCUGUGCGUGGUGCCACGAGAUCUACCACAACAAGGAGGCCUGUUUUAACCAGGCCAAAAUCGGCGAGGAAUGUCGUCUGGGCAACUAUGCGCCCAUCAUCGUGCCGCCAUCGUGGAUUGUGAAGCUGCCAACCAAGGGCAACUUCAAGUCCUCGAUACGCGUGAGCAACAAGAACAAUGCCGCAUCGGGAUCAGGAGCAGGAGGAGGAGGAGGUGGUGGCGCCGGAGGCGGUGGAGGCGGUGGUGGUGGCGGCGGCAAGAGCAAGAAGCAGACGCAGCGGCGGCAGAAGGGCAAGGAGGAGAAGAAGGAGCCGCGGGCGUUCAUUGUCAAGCCCAUUCCAUCGCCGGAGGUAAUCCCGGUCAUUGUCUUCAUUAAUCCCAAAUCGGGGGGCAAUCAAGGCCACAAGCUGCUGGGCAAGUUCCAGCACCUGCUCAAUCCUCGCCAGGUUUUCGAUCUUACGCAGGGCGGCCCCAAAAUGGGCCUGGACAUGUUCCGGAAGGCGCCCAAUCUGAGGGUCCUGGCGUGCGGCGGCGACGGCACCGUCGGCUGGGUCCUCUCCGUCCUGGACCAAAUCCAGCCGCCGCUCCAGCCAGUUCCGGCGGUCGGUGUCCUGCCCCUGGGCACCGGAAACGAUCUCGCUCGCGCUCUCGGAUGGGGAGGGUCUAUUUUCUUUCAGGGCUACACGGACGAACCGAUUGGGAAGAUAUUGCGCGAGAUCGGGAUGUCCCAGUGCGUGCUAAUGGAUCGCUGGCGGGUGAAGGUUACGCCCAACGAUGACGUCACCGAUGACCACGUCGAUCGCAGCAAGCCCAACGUCCCAUUGAACGUCAUCAACAACUACUUCUCCUUCGGCGUGGACGCGCACAUCGCCCUGGAAUUCCACGAGGCACGAGAGGCACAUCCGGAGCGCUUCAAUUCGCGCCUGCGCAACAAGAUGUACUACGGCCAGAUGGGCGGCAAGGAUCUGAUCCUGCGCCAGUACCGCAACCUCUCCCAGUGGGUGACGCUCGAGUGCGAUGGACAGGACUUUACCGGAAAACUGCGCGACGCCGGCUGCCAUGCCGUGCUCUUCCUCAACAUUCCCAGCUAUGGCGGCGGCACCCAUCCAUGGAACGACUCAUUUGGCGCCUCCAAGCCAUCAAUCGAUGACGGCCUGAUGGAGGUGGUGGGCCUGACCACCUACCAGCUGCCCAUGCUGCAGGCGGGCAUGCAUGGCACCUGCAUUUGCCAGUGCCGCAAGGCUAGGAUCAUCACCAAGAGGACCAUUCCGAUGCAGGUGGACGGAGAGGCAUGUCGCGUGAAGCCAUCGGUGAUCGAGAUCGAGCUGCUCAACAAGGCACUGAUGCUGUCCAAGAGGAAGCACGGACGCGGCGAUGUUCAAGUGAAUCCCCUGGAGAAGAUGCAGCUGCACAUCUUGCGCGUGACCAUGCAACAGUACGAGCAGUACCACUAUGACAAGGAGAUGCUCCGCAAAUUGGCCAAUAAGCUGGGCCAAAUCGAAAUCGAAUCUCAGUGCGAUCUGGAGCACGUGCGCAACAUGCUCAACACCAAGUUCGAGGAAUCCAUCUCAUACCCAAAGGUCUCGCAGGACUGGUGCUUUAUCGACUCCUGUACCGCUGAGCACUACUUCCGGAUCGAUCGUGCCCAGGAGCACCUGCACUACAUCUGCGACAUUGCCAUCGAUGAGCUGUACAUUCUGGACCACGAGGCGGCCACCAUGCCGCAGACUCCCGACCAGGAGCGCUCCUUCGCAGCCUUCUCGCAGCGGCAGGCACAGAACGAGAGGCGCCAAAUGGAUCAGGCCCAGGGCCGCGGCCCGGGCAGCACCGAUGAGGAUUUGCAAAUUGGCUCCAAGCCCAUAAAAGUGAUGAAGUGGAAGAGCAACAAAGAUCGUUUAUUCAGUUUCAACGAAGAUGUUUUUGGUUGUGGAUUCAGCCCUAUACUGGAGCAAACUUCCGAUGCCAUACUACUAGCAGCCCAGAGCGGCGAUCUCAAUAUGUUACGUGCACUACAUGAACAAGGAUACUCACUACAGUCAGUGAACAAAAACGGACAGACGGCGUUGCACUUCGCCUGCAAAUACAACCACAGGGACAUUGUCAAAUAUAUUAUCGCGAGCGCCACACGACGCCUCAUCAACAUGGCCGACAAGGAGCUUGGACAGACGGCGCUUCACAUUGCCGCCGAGCAGAAUCGCCGCGACAUCUGCGUAAUGCUGGUUGCCGCCGGCGCCCAUUUGGACACCCUAGACUCCGGCGGAAACACGCCCAUGAUGGUGGCAUUCAACAAGAACGCCAACGAGAUAGCCACCUAUUUGGAAAGUAAGCAGGGGACGCCGCCCGUCGAGUGCUGGCUCGACGACUAGACGAAUCGCAGGUCCCCUCCAAGUAGAGCAAACGCUAGACAAGCUUGCAACACAUCAGACAUCCAAUGAAAAUCAGAAAAUCCAACUAUCACCAGAAUAUACCAGAAUAUCAGUAAAUCAGUAAUCCAAAAACAAGAACGUAAUUUUAACAAUGCAAAUUUCUCCUUUCUAUGCCAACCAAACAAAACGAAAAACUACCAAAAUGGAUGAAAUGUCGUGUGAAUAACGGAACCGAAACAAACCGAAUCAAAUCAAUUCAAUUUAAACCAACAUUCCACAAAUCUCAAAACG
Molecule: messenger RNA, 4819 nt
Organism: Drosophila erecta
Lineage: Eukaryota; Metazoa; Arthropoda; Insecta; Diptera; Drosophilidae
Gene: rdgA
Product: eye-specific diacylglycerol kinase
Exons: 16
Coding region: 65-4528 (1487 amino acids)
Biological process (GO): intracellular signal transduction; lipid phosphorylation; diacylglycerol metabolic process
Molecular function (GO): protein binding; ATP-dependent diacylglycerol kinase activity
Source: RefSeq, a predicted model, not a curated record